AUGUCAGGGCGAAAGAGGACACAAAUAAGGCGGGGCGUACCUGAGCCCGAGGGCCAAGUAAAAAGGGGCGUGUCACUGAGGAAGGUGAGGUCUACCGUCCAUGACCAUGAGAGCAGUGAUGUUGAUGAUGUCAGACCAGGAACAGUGAAGAGUCAGUACUUCUCCAAGGAGGGGGAACCACAAAGGCUUGGAGAAGAGUUCUUCAACCAGCCCUGUAUAAAUUUGGCUAAAGCAUUCCUGGGCAAAAUACUAAUCCAACAAUUUGUACGCCGCCACCUUGUCUAUUUCAAGUAUUUUCUCAUUGAUCGAGACUGGUAUUGGUGCGUCGGAGUGCAGAUGGUGGUGGAGACUGAGGCCUACCUGGGAGAAGAGGACAAAGCCUCUCACUCUGCUGGGGGAAAAUGUACUGCGAGGAACACAGCGAUGUUUAUGAAACCCGGCACCAUCUACGUGUACCCCAUCUACGGCAUCUACCUCUGUAUAAAUGUUUCCAGUCAAGGGGAGGGUGCUGCUGUGCUUCUGCGGGCUCUGGAGCCUCUAAAUGGCCUGCGUCUGAUGAAGCAGCUGCGGACAGCCAGGCGGAGGGAGGAGGCCCGGCCCCUGAAGGACAAAGAGCUAUGCAAUGGUCCCUCAAAGCUGUGCCAGGCCCUGGACAUACCGCGCUGCUUCGACCGGAGAGACCUUGCCUCAGACCCAGAGGUGUGGCUGGAGAGGGACACCCAGAUAGGACCGCAAGAGCCAGGCCUUAGGGAGGUGGUCUCAGCAAGCCGGAUCGGCAUUGACUCUCAUGGGGAAUGGGCCACCAAACCCCUGCGCUUCUAUCUGCGUGGUCACCGCUGUGUGAGUGUAGUGAACAAACAGGCAGAGAUACAGAUUCACUCACUGGCCAACAAUGUGAUAUCAGACUUUGCGUCCUCCUCAGUGGACGUAUGUGAUGGUGACACAGGACAGAAUUGAAACUGGGAAUAUUUUUGGAAUUGUAUCAAACCAUGAUGAGUAUAUACUUAAUGUUUUUACAGACAUAAUGCAAGUGAAAAAUGUCAGCUAUGAGCUAUUUCAGUAAUUUGGUCUAGCUAUGGGGAAAUCAUUGCAAAAUACCCAAAGCCAAAAUGUUUGCUCUGAGGGGAAUCCAGAUUCAAUAUAUAAUUACGUCUACUUAGAUACACACAUUGUUGCCCAAACACAAAUCCCACAGAUAUGGAAUAUGCCAUAUUUGUGUGCUACAAAUGAUUCAACUACAUUCCAAACAUCUGUAAAAUAUUUGAUCUAGCCUCCCCUCCCUGCUAUCAAAGCAACUAGAAUUUCCAUUCCAGUCAUUCUCAUUAAUAAACAUCCUUGCUGGAAAAGUUCUCUUGGAAUCAUUGAUUUCGCAGAUGUUUGGAACGUCGUGCUCCUUCUCUCAAAGCAGAAACAGCAUGUCUGAUGUUUGGCAUCUUUUCAUUCUUUCCCUCCCACUGAGACUCCUGGGGGAGGCAGCCUUGCCUGCAGCCUGGAAUGAGCAUUAAGGUUGUUUUCCUACAUUGUGUUUGUUGGAGAUGAUUUAGCACUUUUGGGAAUCCCCCAAAUGGAAAGGCUCAAGUGGAGUACUGUGUUUAAACUGCCCAAUUUAUAGGUAUCACUAAAGCUCUUCACACACUGUUAUUCAAUCAUGUACAGUAGUAUUGAAAACAAGGCAUUGAACGUAAAACAUCUAAGAGAGAAAGGGACUAAUUAAAUCAUCUAAAAGCUACAUACAUUCACUCCCAGUCCCCCAAGCAGA
This is a messenger RNA of Oncorhynchus nerka (sockeye salmon), 1759 nucleotides long. Its product is annotated as DNA-3-methyladenine glycosylase-like. Gene Ontology annotation, molecular function: DNA binding; alkylbase DNA N-glycosylase activity. Bases 1 to 957 code for a protein of 318 amino acids. NCBI's taxonomy places the organism in Eukaryota, Metazoa, Chordata, Actinopteri, Salmoniformes, Salmonidae. Gene Ontology annotation, biological process: base-excision repair. The record is from RefSeq and is a predicted model, not a curated record. The transcript is spliced from 5 exons.